UAUGACUUCUAUUUAUGAGAAACUAAGACCUGUUGUAUUUCAAGCAUAACCUAUUUCCUAAUAGAGAUCUGCUUCAUAAUCUAUGAUGGGAGUGAAUUGUUCAAAAUAAUUCAAUACAUCAGGGGAAGUUUAAAACUAUUUCAUGUAAUGCAGAAAGAAUGUCACACAAUAACAUUAAACAACAAGAGAAAAAGAAAAUACUUUAAAUGUUACUUCUACAAUAAAAAAAGAUGAAAUAACUUUUUUAAAGUAGAGAAUUACACAAUUAGAAAAGAUGAAUUCACAUUAAAUUAAUGAAAAUAAUAAAUUAAGUGAAAUUAUAUAAAAGUAUAUGGAAAAUGAAAAAUUAUAUAAUGUAAGAUUAAUUAAACAAAUAUAUAGAAAUCAUAAUUAUCAGAAAUAUAAUAUCAAUCAUAAAUUUAAGAACUUGAAAAAUAAAUUGUUCGUUUAUAAAAUGAAAAUUAAGUAUUAUUAUAAAAUAAAGAGCAAUAUGAUUAAAUUGAACUUGACAAAUACAAAACAAAAUGCUAUUUAUUAUAAAAUAAAGUUAAAUAAUUUUAGUAAUAAUCAUUUUUAUUACAAGAGAAGAAAAAAGAAUUACUGAUUUAUAAAAGAAAGGAAAGAAAUUAUAUUUAGAAAACUAAUAAUUAAAAAGUACAAUUGAAUAUUUAUAAAGUGAAAACUCUACAUUGCAACAACAAUUGCUAAAUAAAAAUGUUGAUAAUCCUAAAUUUAAGUAUAAAUUAUAUUUAUCAGUUAAAAGGAUCAAAAACUCUAGCUUGA
Molecule: messenger RNA, 783 nt
Organism: Paramecium primaurelia
Lineage: Eukaryota; Ciliophora; Oligohymenophorea; Peniculida; Parameciidae
Source: the annotation of a GenBank genome assembly